Bolinopsis microptera is the source of this 1399-nucleotide messenger RNA. RefSeq lists its product as uncharacterized. Bases 4 to 1209 code for a protein of 401 amino acids. Lineage: Eukaryota; Metazoa; Ctenophora; Tentaculata; Lobata; Bolinopsidae. The record is from RefSeq and is a predicted model, not a curated record. The transcript has 2 exons.
GAGAUGCUUUUAGUAACGAUUCUAGCCACGCUGCUAGUGCUCUCGGAGCAGUGUCAGGAGAUCCGGAUGAUUGCGGAGGAUGGUAAUGUUAUUGUGAGCAGGAGCAUGGAGUUCGCUCAGAUAGAUGCGUAUGUGGUUGCUGAACCGAGGGAUCUAGAGCACACCAUGCCUGAGCUACCCAACUGCGAGGAACCUUUCAGGUUCAGGAACAGAUACAAGUCAGUGAAGUUACGUUGGAACUACGGUAACUCGUGGAGUAACGCUGACUCUGACGGUAUGAACAGUGCGGGAGUGUCCGCUAGUACGCUCUACUUCCCUAACUUCUCUCACUUCCCAGACAUGGACUCCCUGACAGAGGAGCACUGUGACAACUCCAUACCUCAUCUCAGGGUGGGCAAGUACGUGCUGGCUAUGUUCGGGUCCGUACAGGAGAUCAGAGACGCUAUCAACAACGGCACCUUCCCCGAGGUAUAUGCGGAGGAGGAGGAAGGAAUGGUUCACCCUUUACACUACCAGUUUGCAGACAAGACUGGAGACGCUGUGAUCCUGGAGUACACCAAACAGAGGGGUAGACAAGUGUACAACAACACUGUGGGAGUCCUCACUAACUCACCCAACUACGACUGGCACAUGGAGAACUUGAGGAACUACCCUCAGCUGCGUCCUGAGAACUGGGGUGAGGUCCACGGUAUGAAGUCUAACGGAGGGUCUGGAACUACUGGAAUGCCUGGUGACUACUCCUCUCCCAGUCGCUUCAUUAAAGCUGCUACUCUGCUCAAGCACGUUAAUAAACCCCAGACCAAGAAUGAAGCUCUCAUGCAAUCAUUCCAUCUGAUGAAUGCUGCUGACAUUCCACAGGGAAUAGUGAUGUUCGGGUCCCACAGUGAAGACGAAGAGGAGGAGCAGUCCAAGGAGUCCAACAAGAAGGACAAGAAGAACAAGAAAAACAAGAAGGAUAAGAAGGCAAAGUCUCGCUCUACGAGGAAUGCUCACGAGGAUGUUGAUUACGACCAGACAUCGUGGAUAGCAGUGAAGAGUCUGACAGAGGGAUGUCUAUACUACCGAGGUUACAGCGACAUUUCCAUCAGACGGGUCUGUCUGGACAGCACCAGUGAAGACAGGACCAUGGUUCUCCCUGUGGACGGCAAGUGGAAAAACAGCUACAAGGACGUCACUAAUGACAUGGAAGAGUGGGAAGGACAAUAUUAAGUGAUAAUUAUAUCAUUAAUUAUAAUUGUAUAAUUAAUUACAGUUAAUUAUUGAUUGUAACUGAACGACUGUACCUUUUAGAUAAUUUUAUAGUUCUGUGUUCUUCGGUCAUUCAAUAUCCUGAAUUGAAUAUAAUAUUUUAAUUGCAUUUUCUUUCUUAUUUUUAAUCAUUAUUUACUGUAACUCGAUU